AUGACAACAUACUUCAUUCGAAACUAUAAAGAAAUUCUCAAAGCUUGUGGUGGAAUGAACAUUGAGAAACAGAUGAAGAUUUAUACAAAGAGAGAAGAUAAAUAUGUAGUUCGUUAUGAUAGAACAACACCGUUAUGGGAUGUUAUGAAAACAUUGUGGGAGUGCAAAUAUUUCGAACCUAUUUCUUAUGGAGAACUUUUCACAUAUACUACUGACUUAUAUAAACAGAACCUUGCACCAUUUAAAGAUUUGACAUAUGCUCCAAAGUAUUGUGUACAACUGAAGAAGAAAGCAGAGUCAAAAGAAGUAAAUAAAGCUAAAUGUAAAUUCAUACCUGAGCACGUUUUCUUUGCUGACUUUGAGUGUAGUACGGAUGGCUUUCAUAAAGCUUUUAACAUCUGUUAUGACAGUGAAGAUGGUUCAGUUAGUGAAAGCAUUUGGGGUCAAAACUGUGCAACAGAAUUUUUGGAAAGACUUCCUGACAAGAGUUUAAUAUAUUUUCACAACCUCAGUUAUGACAUAAACUUCAUCUUAAGACACAUGACAGAAGUGAAAGGAACUCCCAUCAUUAAAGGUUCACGAACAAUGCAAAUAACUGGCUUAUAUAAAGGACGGGCAAUUAUUAUAAAAGACUCUUACAGUGUUAUAAAUAAGAAGCUUAAACUAUUUCCUGCUAUGUUUAACUUACAAACAGGACCGAAAGAAGUAUUUCCAUAUAACUACUACAGCAGUGUUUUGUUAGCAAAUGACAACAGAACUGGUGUCAUUUCUGAAGCAUGUAAGUUUAUCCAUGAUGCAGAUACAUUUAUGAAGAACAUAGAUUCCAUCAAAGGUUGCAGAAUAGAUGAAAACCACUUCGACUUAGAAAAAUAUAG
This is a messenger RNA of Trichomonas vaginalis G3, 875 nucleotides long. RefSeq names its product organellar and viral DNA polymerase type B. The transcript has a single exon. Gene Ontology annotation, biological process: DNA replication. The record is from RefSeq and is a predicted model, not a curated record. Gene Ontology annotation, molecular function: nucleotide binding; DNA binding; DNA-directed DNA polymerase activity. Lineage: Eukaryota; Parabasalia; Trichomonadida; Trichomonadidae. The annotation marks the transcript as partial.